AGGGGUACGAAUAGGAAAUAACUACUGAUGAAUACGUGAACUUGUGUCCAAUACAGAUGGAAUUCAGUUUAGAAGUCAACAAUUGGAAAUCAGGACAGAAGAGAAAGUUUUUUUUGAUGAGGCAUUAGUGUAGAAGUAACUAGUAGUCAAUAAGCCUACGGUCGACCGACACUGGAGUGAAAUUUUCUUGCUACCCUUGGUGUUUACAGGAAAUUUAUUUUCACUAAAAUGUCUGUAAAUAAUACCGCCGCAAAUUUGUUGAGAAGAAGUAACGCAAUAUCGUCGAUAUUAUAUAAUAAAUACAAGGUGAUCGGUACCCAAGGAAGACAGUUUCAUGAAACUAAGGAAAAUAGAUUCGCUGUCAAAACUGCGACUAAUCCAAAACCUGAUUGGAAUAGAGCUGUAUCUGAGGCUGAAAAAAUAGUCGGAUAUCCGACAUCAUUUUUGAGCUUGAGAUGGCUUCUGAGCGACGAAAUUGCCAAUGUUGCUCUUCAUUUAAGAAAGUUGGUCGGAUCUAAUCAUCCUCUUCUAAAAACAGCCAAGAGUCUCAUAUAUAAUGGCCGCAAUAAUAUGCAGGCAUGGGGCCUCAUUGUACUUUUAAUUUCAAAAGCAGCUGGCCAUUUGAGUGUCGAUGAUAUGGAGGAGGACAAAGCUGCCGGAGUCUUACACAGUCAGAGAGCACUAGCUGAGGUUACGGAAAUGAUACGGACGAGUCAUCUUGUUCAUAAGGGUUUGGUAAAUAUCCAACCUGGAGUUUAUCCAGAGGCAUCUGAAAUGAACGAUAUGACGUUCGGUAACAAAAUUGCCCUCUUAAGUGGUGAUUAUCUCCUGGGUAACAGCUGCGCAGAGUUAGCUUCGCUUAGAAAUCAAGAUCUUGUUGAACUGAUGUCAAGCGCAGUUCGUGACUUAGCAGAAGGUGAAUUCGUUGGGCGAAGAGAUAAUCAGAAUAAUCCGUUACCAUCUAUACCACCUGCAGACCGUACCGGAUAUGCAGUUACCGAAUGGACAUUUAGGAAUGUUCUAAGUGCUGGUGCUUUGCUCGGAAAGUCUUGUCAGGGAACCUUGAAGCUGGCUGGUCAUAGCGAUGAAAUACAGGAGCAAGGCUAUAAUUUUGGAAAACAUUUGGCUCUUGCCUGGCAGGCUUGUUUAGACUUGGGUCCAUUCACUGGUAAAGAUCAAACUGUACCAUUCAGUUUGUGCUCUGCACCAGUCAUGUUUCAUAUCGAACAUGAUCCCGCUAUUUUAACUGAAAUUGACAAAGGACUGGAAUCUGUUCAGAACGUGGACUACACCAAGGUACAUGAUAUUAUUGUGUCAGGACCUGGUGUUGAACUGACAAAACAGUUACAAAAGGAGCACUCGCAGCGUGCUAUGGAAGUAUUAGCUGUAUUUGAAGAAAGUGAUGCAAGAACAGCAUUAUCAAAUAUCAUUGUAGCAAUGGGAGAUUUUUGACGAGAAUUAUAUCAAACGUACAGUGAGACUUGAGACAUAAUUAGCCCAGAAAUCAGUUCUUCCAAUCCGUCCAUUGUUAAGUUUGAAUAGUAUUAGAUAUCAAAUAUCUCCACUACAGAGUGGUCAUGAUCAAGAUUCAGUAUAAAAUACUAAAAAAUCUUCGUGAGUAUUACUAUUGCAUCAUUAAAUGUAAUUGACUUGUGCAACUACAUCGCGUUUUUAUCAAGACAUAUUUUUAUUAUUACUAUUAUUAUUAAUACAUGGUAGUGGAACAAACGCAUGCAUUGUACAGAGGUAUUAUAGAGAUCAAAAUCGCGAUAUUUUAUAGCACAAAUGAACUAAUCGACUUGUUUACUAUAAUAAAGAAAUUUAUAUUUUUAUUACACUAUCUUGAGAUUUAUGAAAUUAUCUGUGUCUAUAUCCUCCCAAGAAGCAUC
Diprion similis is the source of this 1889-nucleotide messenger RNA. It is a transcript of the gene Pdss2, whose product is annotated as all trans-polyprenyl-diphosphate synthase PDSS2. Gene Ontology annotation, cellular component: transferase complex; mitochondrion. Gene Ontology annotation, biological process: ubiquinone biosynthetic process; isoprenoid biosynthetic process. The transcript has 6 exons. The coding region runs from base 229 to 1452 and encodes 407 amino acids. NCBI's taxonomy places the organism in Eukaryota, Metazoa, Arthropoda, Insecta, Hymenoptera, Diprionidae. Gene Ontology annotation, molecular function: prenyltransferase activity. The record is from RefSeq and is a predicted model, not a curated record.